Messenger RNA from Bombina bombina (fire-bellied toad), 3393 nucleotides. RefSeq names its product kirre like nephrin family adhesion molecule 2 (gene KIRREL2). Gene Ontology annotation, cellular component: cell-cell junction. Gene Ontology annotation, molecular function: cell adhesion molecule binding. The transcript has 15 exons. The record is from RefSeq and is a predicted model, not a curated record. Bases 139 to 2295 code for a protein of 718 amino acids. NCBI's taxonomy places the organism in Eukaryota, Metazoa, Chordata, Amphibia, Anura, Bombinatoridae. Gene Ontology annotation, biological process: cell-cell adhesion.
GUCAACUGCAGAGGAUCAGUCAAGCAGAGUCAGGAGUUUGGACCAGUAGCUGCAGCGUGUGCGCUAGGGAGGACCACUGCACCUUCAUAUUACUGCUGGGGUACAGCACUGGGACCACCAAGCGAGAGGACUGCAGGGAUGGAGCACUUACACUCCCUAUUUUGUGUCAUUGUCAUCUUAUUGCUGGGAAAAAGUUUUGGGGCCCAUUUCUCCCAACAGCCUUCGGAUCAGGUGAUUGUAGCUGGUAAUUCAAUAACUCUUCCCUGCGUGGUGAUUGGUUACCGAGGGGUGGUGCAAUGGACGAUGGAUGGAUUGGCGCUGGGAGCCGAGCGUGAUCUGCCAGGGUGGUCACGUUAUUCUAUCAUAGGAGACCCUGCAAAAGGGGAACACAACCUGCACAUAGAGGGAGUUGAGCUUGGUGAUGAUGCCGUUUAUGAGUGCCAAGCAACGCAGGCUGCGCUGAGAUCACAGAGGGCGCAUCUAACCGUGCUAAUUCCACCAGGAGAACCCAUGAUCCCCGGAGCUCCAGUACUCAACGUGCUGCUGACUACACCAUACAAUCUUACCUGCCUGGCACCUGUGGCAAAACCAGCAGCUGAGAUUACAUGGCACCGAGAUGGGCAGCAGCUGGACUGGGCGCUUUACUCCAAGGAGCUGCUAUCGGAUGGGAAGAGUGAGGGUGCCGCCAGCAUGCUCCUGAUCACCCCAGGUUUAGGUGACACAGGAUCAAGCUAUACUUGUCGUGUUAAGAAUGCUGCACUUCCAGAGGGGCGCGAGAGAGCAGUGACACUGAGUGUGCAGUACCCUCCCAAAGUGACACUGUCAGUGGAGCCUCCCACUGUCCCUGAAGGAGGGACGGUUACGUUUUUAUGCAGCGCAGAAUCCAAUCCAGAGGUCACAAGUUACAGAUGGGCAAAAGGCGGCGUGUUGCUUCCUGUGUCAGGUGAUAGAUACCAUGUAACCGCAGAUCAUACGUUCUUUACGUCUCCUGUCUCAUGCGAGGUUUCUAACAGCGUGGGCAGCAGCAAUGUUAGCACAGCCAUUAACGUGUUGUUUGGUCCACUUCUGCUUACAGAACCUCGCCCUAUGACCGUCGAUUUGGGAGGAGAUGCUUCAUUUUUCUGUGGUUGGACAGGAAAUCCUACUCCAACACAAUUCUGGACCAAAAGGGGAUCUGGAGAGGUGCUCAGUAAUGGGAACACCCUAUCACUGACGAAGGUAACUCGAGAAGACGCUGGAACAUAUGUGUGCAAAGCCAUCGUGCCAAGGAUAGGAACUAUGGAAAAAGAAGUGACACUUACUGUAAGAGGCCCGCCUGUUAUCACCAGUGAAACUCAUUUUGAGGGCACAAUUGGAGGAAAAGCGCGCCUGGAGUGUGUGGUUGAGACGAUGCCCAUCCCAGAAAGAAUUGUUUGGUCCUGGGAGGAACACAACCUGGAGGAAGGCUCCUGGGGACGUUUUUCUGUGGAAACCCGAGUGACCAAUGAGGUAGCCAUCUCAUACCUGAUCAUAGACGCAACCGAGCAGUCAGAUUAUCUGAACGAGUAUAACUGCAGUGCCCAAAAUCAGUUUGGGGAGGACUCUGUUAUCAUCUCACUGAGGCAACAAGCCGCUUUACCGCUGACAUUCUUGGCGAUUGCUCUGGCAUCAGGGACGCUAUUCUUGUUUGUGAUGGUCAUAAUCUUUGUACUCUGCUGUCGCAAACCUAGAAAAGCUGUGAAAGACACUCAGAUUCUGGCUGUGGAUGUGUCUGGGAGUGAGGCAAGUGACAAACACCACAGUGAUUCUGAGGAGGACCUUAAAGAACCACUGCAAACAGACACAGAAUCCAGAGGAACCUCUCAGACAGAGCACAGCGAGAUCCCUGAGGAGCCUCAGGAUCCAACCAAUGGAUAUUACAAGGUCCGAGCUCAUGAAGACACUAGACCUCUACCUGUUUCUUAUCCAGAAUUCUCCUCUCCACCACGCCCCAUAUAUUCAGCCCCCACCUCUCUCCCUCCUUUGUGCCCUACUCCAUCUUUUCAAGCACCACCAAAAAUCUAUGACUAUGCUCACCGCUAUGCCACCACACCACGCCCUGGAACUGACCGGAUUCACAUUCCUCAAGUAACUUCUCAAAUGCCACUAGGACACCAUCCAGCACCUUAUGCUCGUGCCUUCUGCAACUAUGUUCGGCCAGACCGGUACGAUUCAUCGGUGCAAGGUCCUACUCUCUCACGACUCUCUUACGCCUCUCUUUCCACACACAGUGAUUAUGGGCGACCCACACAGCAACGUAUGCAAACUCAUGUGUGACUGUCAGCUCAAACUGCAACUUUCCCGCAACGAUUUUAAUACCAAACAGGCUAAAAAGGCUUUAGUCUCAUGGUUGAGAAAACUCAAGCAAUAUGACUGUUCUGAGGCAUGAAAAGGAAGAUCAAACUUGUAGCCAUAUUGCACCUAGUCAAAAACAAAAUGGCUGCGUUGUGUCUUCCUCUUUACACUUUGAAACUGCACUAAGUUUUUGCCCUGUGAUUAUAACUGUAACAUAAGUUACUGAAGAAACAAUGCAAAGGUCAAGGGGCUUAUGCAAUUACAAGGCAAACAGACUUAAAAUGAACAAUGGAAUUUGGAUUUAUAGGAAUUCAUUUCAAAGCGGUUUCAUUUUGUACAAUCGUCCUACUUUUGUGGAAUAAGGAAUUUAGCACUGAAGACAAUAACAAGUACUAAAUAUAUUUUCUGAUAAACUAUGGUGUUAUGAGAGCUCAGCUAUGAGCAACAUCAAAAAGUAUAUAUGGCAACAUAAGCAUUUUGGAAAAAGUUUGACACUUUUGUCAUUGUAGAACUAAAAGCCAUUUAAGUUAUCCUGGUAAAAUAGUGACCUCUUGUGGCUCCAGCGUUUACUGCAAUCUUUUUUUAAUAUCUUUUUUUUUCCCAAUAUUUAACAAUCUUAAGGUUUGUGGCUAUCAGUGUGAGCCACGUGAUUUUCUUUUGGAGCAUUUUUCUUAUACAGAGUUAAGUGUAUACACAGUCUUCUGGUUUAAAAUGACAUUACUAAAGUUGCAGUAUUCCUUGCAAUAUUUUUACCCCUGAUUCCCAAAAACACACUACAAUAUAUUUAUUAACCCAUUCAUAGUUAGAUGUUGCUACAUUAUAAGACAUGAAUAAAUCUCAUUAUUUAAGAACUGAAAACAACAAGAUUUGAGAGUCUAUGACCAAAAACUAUUUUUGAUAUGUAGAUAUGAAUGCAGAUUGUUAUGAAAUGCCUAUGUUAUAAUAGAGCUGGACUGCAAAUUCGAGGAAAACAUUCAAUUCUGACAAACCUGUGGCAAUUAAGAGGUUAAAUAAGACGUGUGUCUUUGCUAUACUUAACCCAUUAUUGCGCUUUAUAUCCAGAACCUUUUUUUCCUUCUU